This is a messenger RNA of Toxorhynchites rutilus septentrionalis, 1141 nucleotides long. It is a transcript of the gene Cchl, whose product is annotated as holocytochrome c-type synthase. Gene Ontology annotation, molecular function: holocytochrome-c synthase activity. Bases 163 to 984 code for a protein of 273 amino acids. The transcript is spliced from 3 exons. Gene Ontology annotation, biological process: cytochrome c-heme linkage. Lineage: Eukaryota; Metazoa; Arthropoda; Insecta; Diptera; Culicidae. The record is from RefSeq and is a predicted model, not a curated record. Gene Ontology annotation, cellular component: mitochondrion.
UUCUAAUGAGAACUGUCAAACUAAGAUCACACGCGCUGGUAAAAAAAACAGAUUCUUUCUGAUGUUGUGAAAAAGGCAAAUUAUUUCCCCGUUGCAUUUCUCAGUUUUCUGUGAAGAAAGGUCCCAUUUUCCGACGAAAACCGCUUGCUGCUAGCAUCAGCGAUGGGGAAUACCGUAUCAGCAGCUGAGUUUGUGGCUUCCAAUAUUGUGCACACUGAAGCUGCAUCUAUACCUAAAGGCCACCCUCCGAUCGAUACUAAAACUGAUAAAAAUGUAAACCCUCCACCAGAAUGUCCCAUGCACCAAAAGCAACCAACGCCGAAAGAGCAGCCAGUGCUAGUUUCCGAAUGUCCGGUUAAACACGACGAUUCGGAUAUCAAUCCGCUCAAUAUGAUGCCUCCAAUGAACCAAAAUCCUGCCCCGGAUCAACCUUUUGCUCUGCCCAAAGAUCGUCAGGUAUCAACGAUACCAAAAGUGACCGAGGAUGGUCGCCAAGAGUUUUGGGUUUACCCUAGCCAGCAAAUGUUUUGGAAUGCUAUGCUUCGUAAGGGCUGGCGCUGGCAGAAGGAUGACAUCCAACCCAAAGAUAUGGACGAUAUCAUUCGAAUUCACAACGCCAAUAACGAGCAAGCCUGGCAGGAGGUACUCAAAUGGGAAGCGCUGCAUGCUCGGGAAUGUGGCAGUCCAAAGUUGAAAAGUUUCGGUGGCAAAGCGACACAAUACAGUCCCCGAGCCCGCAUCCGCAGCUGGCUGGGCUAUGAGUUACCUUUCGACAGACAUGACUGGAUCAUCGAUCGCUGCGGAAAAGAUGUUCGGUAUAUUAUCGAUUAUUACGACGGCGGGAUGGUUGACGAUAAAUACAGGUUUGCUUUGCUCGAUGUGAGACCUGCUAUGGAUUCGGCUGAGAAUAUAUGGGAUCGGAUGAAGGUUUUCUACAUGCGUUGGAGAAUAGAACUCGAAGAAAAGAUUAAGCAACAGAACUGACCUGUUACAAAACACCUUAAAAUAGCCCGGUUGUAUUUCGAUACCAAUUAGGAUGGUAUCGCGGUUGCAAACUGUUAUUAAUGAUGCCAUUCUUUCAUGAUAUAACUACACAAAUGCCAUUCUGAAUAUUGAUAUGAAACUUACUACUGCGAACUCA